GGCGAAUCAUUAGCAACCGUGAUUACAAACGUGAACGACCAUGAUGUGGUGGGACUAGAGCUCUUUUAGUGAUGGGCCAGCAGACGCUUUCGCCGCCGAGAGCAGGGUCCCGGUCCUAAACCGUUAGAGGUUGCACUUCCCCUUUCCCUCCAUCUGCACCGUGGCGGGUCGCUGGUUACGCCCGUCUGCGUGAGCGGCCGAAAGGCGUGCUGGGAGUUGAAGUUUUCCGCGCCUCGUUUCCCGAUGGUGUGGGAACGGGAGUUCUUUCUUUCCCCUACAUUACUACAGGUCCCGGAAUGCAAUGCGAAACCUACGCCCGCUGCUCCCCAGUCUCCGACAGUCCUGUGGUUACGCAGUUGCGGAUGAAAUGAACCAGAAUUGUAGAGUGCAGAAAGUGGUGCGAGAAAAACUUAAGCAACUCGCAUAAAGAGUAAUACAAACGUUGGUUCUGUUUUCCUGGCUUUUUGUUGCCGCAAAUAGCAUGGCGUGAAAUCAACAGGAGUUUCGCAUUCAUUCGUUGCGUUGUAUAUUCCUGACCGAAUCGAUCACAACUCGGUUGUUUUAACCAAUAAUGAACAUCUGUAGCAACUUUUCCGCCCGGUGUGUCGUCGAAUUAAAAAGAGCAUUUCCGGUGACGGACUGAGCGUCUGUGACGGCGGAUUGAAAGUACAGGGAGAGAAGAGCGGAGAGAGGGGAGGGGGACCAUGAGUGAGAUAUCAGCAGAGUGCUCCCGCUGAACAAACUUGACGGCAAAUGGCAGACCGCCGCAGAGCAAACCCGGUCCCCCUUCACUGAACCUUCGGGAAAGUGGCUUGCUUGGACCGCUGCCCUGUUUCUUUUUCUGUUUUUGUUUUUGUUGCAACGCUGGAAGUUUCAGAGUGGAAAUCCAUCGCCGGGGAGCCAGCCAGAUGUCAACCAACAGCAACUCGUCCCCUCCCGUGUCCCAGAGAUUGCUGCCGUCCACACUGCCGCUGCCCGCCUCUUCGCCCACGCCGUCGCUGUCGCCGCCGGCCACCGCUGUGCUCUCUGGCCGGGUUUCCAAUGGCAGCCUGAGCGCCCCGAGCCCCACCAAUUCCCGGGGAUCCUUCAACGGCGUCUCCUUCCUUCUGCAGAUCGGCCUGACUCGCGAACCGGUGACCAUCGAAGCACAGGACAUCUCUCUCUCAGCCGUCAAGGAUCUCGUCUGCUCCAUCGUGGACCAAAAGUUCCCAGAAUGUGGCUUUUUUGGAAUGUAUGACAAGAUCUUACUCUUCCGCCACGACCUCAAUUCUGAGAACAUCUUACAGAGGCUGAUAUCAGCAGAAGAAAUUCAUGAAGGGGACUUGAUUGAGGUUGUUCUUUCUGCACUAGCUACUGUUGAAGAUUUCCAGAUCCGACCGCAUACUCUUUAUGUACACUCCUAUAAAGCUCCAACCUUCUGUGACUACUGUGGAGAGAUGCUGUGGGGAUUAGUACGUCAAGGCUUAAAAUGCGAAGGUUGUGGUCUGAAUUAUCACAAACGAUGUGCCUUCAAAAUUCCUAACAAUUGCAGUGGCGUGAGGAAAAGGCGCCUGUCCAACGUUUCCCUGCCAGGCCUCUCUGUUCCAAGACCUGCACUGGUGGACUGCACGGGAGUGGUCUCAGAGGAGGGGCUUCAUUCAGCGAUCCAGCCAAAAAGUGAUGAAGUACGUUUAAUCAAGCGUUGCCACCAGGAGACCAGCAAGAGAAUCCCUUCAUGGAGUGGGCGUCCAAUUUGGAUGGAAAAGAUGGUGCUCGGCAGGGUAAAAGUACCACAUACCUUUGUCAUACACUCCUAUACACGGCCCACUAUUUGUCAGUAUUGCAAGCGGCUAUUAAAAGGUCUAUUUCGACAAGGAAUGCAGUGCAGAGAUUGCAGGUUUAAUUGCCACAAGCGAUGUGCAUCCAAAGUACCCAGGGACUGUCUUGGCGAAGUUGUUUUUAAUGGAGAGCCGGCCAGCCCAGGGCCUGACUCAGAUAUGCCUAUGGAGGUGGACAGCAGUGACAUGAACAGUGAAGGCAGCAGGAUGUUGGAUGACACAGAGGAGCCGUCAACAUCAGAAGAGAAGUUGUAUUUUAUGGAUUCCUCUGAUUUGGAUGGAGAGAAGGAUGAAGAACCUGUCAGAACAAUCAGUCCUUCAACAAGCAACAAUAUUCCUCUCAUGAGAGUUGUACAGUCUGUUAAGCACACGAAAAGGAAGAGCAGCACUAUGGUGAGAGAAGGUUGGAUGGUCCACUACACCAGCAAAGACAAUCUGAGGAAAAGACAUUACUGGAGGUUGGACAGCAAGUGCCUUACACUCUUUCAAAAUGACACUGGAAGCAAAUAUUACAAGGAAAUCCCACUGUCAGAAAUCCUGCAGUUGGAUCCACCUCGGGACUUUAUAAAUCUGGCUCAAGGCAGCAACCCUCAUUGUUUUGAGAUAAUAACGGACACCAUGGUGUAUUACGUUGGAGAGAAUCUUGGAGGCAACUACCAGAAUCACGCCCUGGCUGCCACAGGAGUAGGUUUAGAUGUUGCUCAAAGCUGGGAAAAGGCUAUCCGGCAAGCUCUGAUGCCAGUAACCCCACAAGCCAGUGUCUGCACCACAGCAGGUCAAGGCAAAGAACACAAAGACCUAUCUCUCAGCAUUUCUGUAUCUAACUGUCAAGUUCAGGAGAAUGUGGACAUCAGCUCUGUAUACCAGAUCUUUGCUGACGAGGUUCUGGGCUCAGGACAGUUUGGAAUAGUGUACGGGGGGAAGCACAGGAAGACUGGGAGGGAUAUGGCAAUUAAGGUGAUAGAUAAAAUGAGAUUCCCCACAAAGCAGGAGAGCCAACUACGCAACGAGGUUGCUAUCCUUCAGAACCUUCAUCAUCCAGGAAUCGUAAAUCUUGAAUGCAUGUUUGAAACUCCUGAAAGAGUCUUUGUUGUCAUGGAGAAACUCCACGGAGACAUGCUGGAAAUGAUUCUGUCCAGUGAGAAAAGCCGCUUGCCGGAACGAGUCACCAAAUUUUUAGUCACACAGAUUCUGGUGGCCUUAAGACACUUACACUUUAAGAACAUCGUACACUGUGACCUGAAGCCUGAGAAUGUACUACUUGCUUCAGCGGAUCCUUUCCCUCAGGUAAAGCUCUGCGACUUUGGCUUUGCUCGUAUUAUUGGCGAGAAAUCAUUCCGAAGGUCUGUGGUGGGAACCCCGGCCUACCUUGCUCCAGAGGUCCUCCGGAGUAAAGGAUACAACCGGUCUCUGGACAUGUGGUCAGUGGGUGUAAUAAUCUACGUCAGCCUCAGUGGCACUUUCCCAUUCAAUGAAGAUGAAGAUAUUAAUGACCAGAUCCAAAAUGCAGCAUUCAUGUACCCACCAAACCCAUGGAAAGAAACUUCCAGUGAAGCCAUUGAUCUGAUUAACAACCUGUUGCAAGUGAAGAUGAGGAAACGUUUCAGUGUGGACAAAUCACUCAGUCACCCUUGGCUACAGGAUUACCAGACAUGGCUAGAUCUUCGAGAAUUUGAAACCAGGAAAGGAGAGCGUUACAUCACACAUGAAAGUGAUGAUGCACGUUGGGAAGAAUAUUCCAAAAUACACAAUCUCCAGUAUCCCAAACACUUCAUCAUGGCACCCAAUCUUGAUGAUAUGGAGGAAGAUCCUUAAUGUAUCAAACUGGGCAAAUUGCCAGGAGUGAAUAAUGUUACAGCAAAGAUGUGGAAAACACUGCCACUGGGUAAAAGGAAGCUAAGACUUGUUGCUGUUCGAUGUACAACGGCCAAAGUGGAUUGGAUGCUGCCCAGCUCGUUACAUCAGCCCAAGUGACAUUGAAGGGAUCUGGUGUAAAUGGAGACUGCAAACCUAUAGCACAGCUGGAGACUUAGUGACUAAUGUAUGAGGAGAAAGAGGACAUGUAUAUGCUGUGAGCUAUAGACUCUAAACCAAACAUUCCUUUUUUCUAGUAUUUAGCUGGUUUAAUACUAUCCACCCAAGUACCUCUUUGGUACCAAGCCAUAAAUUUACUUGUUUACUAAAUGCAAAGCUAGAUCAGACAAUCUUUUUCACAAGUGUUUUGAACUUAAAGUGUAGUUAUUGAGAAUAAAUGUCCAUUGUAGGACAAGGGCUAUUGCUUGGACCAAAUUAUGUUUAAAUAGGGAUCUUUGAUUAUAUAAAAGUUGGAUGGCAGGUUUGAAAGUAAAUAAUCAAUUUGUUCACACAACUGUUUUGUUAUUUUUGUACAUCCUGUUCUCUCCAUCUUGUGGUUGACAGUUCUAGGUUAUUGCAACAGUAUUACACUAUUAAAUGUGAAGGCCUCUCAGAGAAUGACAGUAAAUGCUUUCAUUGACUCCUGAAAGAAAUUUAAAAAGUAAAGUUGCAGCAUCUCUCUUGAUAGUGGAAGCAAAAUUCAAUUACGUGUGUUCAAAAAUGUAAAUUUCUGCGGUAAAAUAACAUGAAUUGGUGUAGAAUGAAGAAAAAACGCCGAAGGAAAAUACCAUUCUGUAGUGCUAUAGAGUAUUCUGUAGACCAGAUUAAGCUGUGAACUCAAUGGUGGUAUAUAGAUGCAGUUGGAGUGAACACGUUUCCUUGGGUCCAUCCUGUUAUUUCAGGAUCUAGUCACUGGAGGGCACUGCGGAGAGGCUUUGAUUUGUCAGUGUCAGAAGCGUGUUUGACUCUCUGGUGUGUAACCAAUUGCCACAUCAUUUCUUGCUGCAUAGCAUAAGUACAAAUUUCAUUUUCAUAAAACUCAUCACUUUAAACUUUUAACUAUUUAAAUCUAUAUUUUAAUGCUGCUAGCCAGCAUUCCUGUGGCAGGUAACUGUCCUGUCAGAUGUUGUUGUUCAACAUUAGUGGCAACAGGGAGAUGGUGUGCACGUUUGAAUAUGCAUCAGAGUGUCACAAGUGGAGGUUGUAUGAUGGACCAAAUAUACCUUUCAGUGUUCUGUAUAUCAUGACUUCAACUGCUCUUGGAUCAGUAUUUGCUGUACAGUAGUUCAGACUUCAGUUAUUUGUUCUGUCAUGCUUGAGGCAGCACAGCCCACGGGUAGCUUAAAGCCUCUUGCCUUAAAGUGUGAAGCUGACUAUGCAUUAAGUGUGAAGCAAUGAGUGGGAAGAAGGACUGAUAUUCCCUACCCACUCGUGAGAUCUAUUUUAACACAACAAGGACCUCAUUGGCCAAGGCAGGCAUGAGAUUAAAAAAGGUUAAUGUACUUUUCCAAGUAUUAUGCGACACAGUCAGUUCUACUCAGCCUAAAGACUUCAGAGCCUAGACACCACAAAAUAGAUAACUUGC
Messenger RNA from Hypanus sabinus (Atlantic stingray), 5256 nucleotides. It is a transcript of the gene prkd3, whose product is annotated as protein kinase D3. The transcript is spliced from 21 exons. Gene Ontology annotation, molecular function: ATP binding; protein serine/threonine kinase activity. The record is from RefSeq and is a predicted model, not a curated record. Lineage: Eukaryota; Metazoa; Chordata; Chondrichthyes; Myliobatiformes; Dasyatidae. Bases 909 to 3632 code for a protein of 907 amino acids. Gene Ontology annotation, biological process: protein phosphorylation.